AUGGUCGGAACAUCAGCAUCUGCGCCAGCUGCGAUGGGCGCAGGGCACUGUCUCGUCGGCGAGCCUCGCAUCCAUGCUCCUCCACCGCUUCAGCUACCACUGCUAUCGCUCGGCACACUCGGUGCUCAGACGGUAUGGUCGAUGGACAUGGCCUUCGCGCCGCCGUACCUGCUCGAUUUGGGUCUGUCCAAGUCAUCGAUGGCUGCAGUCUUCGUGGCUGGUCCCCUCUCCGGCCUUAUCGUUCAGCCUCUGAUCGGAAGUCUGGCCGACAACAGCACAUCUAAGUACGGACGGCGUCGACCCUUUUUGGCAGCCGCCACCCUCAUCUGCGCGCUCAGCAUUCUCCUUCUUGGCUUUGCACGCGAGGUCGCGGCAUGGUUUACGACUGCGGACAGCAAGGGACAUCAAAAUUUGGCUAUCUUGAUCGGUGUCGUAUCGGUCUACCUGGUCGACUUCUCCGUCAAUGCCGUCACAGCGCUGGAUCGCGCGCUCAUGGUCGACGUGGCGACAACCGAGGACCAGGCAGAAGCCAAUGCAUGGGCUGCUCGUCUGACAGGCGUCGGCUCGGUGCUGAGCUUUCUCAUUGGCAAUCUCGAUCUGCCGAAAGUGGCACCCAGGAUUCUUGGAACGACGCAGAUUCAGAUCGUCUCGACGCUCGUCUGCAUUAUCCUCAUCACGACGCACGUACUAGUCGUGUUGCGUGUAGAAGAGCAGGUACUGGCCGAGGCACGCCCACAAACCUCGGCAAAGUCAAAACGACUCGGACUCGUAGCCAUCCUUUCCGACUUAUAUACCCAAGCACGAGCGCUGCCGGCCCCCAUCAUCGAGAUCUUCAAGGUGCAGUUCUUUGCGCAGAUCGGUUGGUUCCCGAUUCUCUUCUACAGCACUGUCUGGGUCGGCGAGAUCUACAAGGCGGAUGUGCGGCUCAAUGGCGGCAAGCAGAGUGAUCACGAGCUGUUCGAGCAAGCGACACGCGCUGGCAGCCACGCUUUCUUCUGGCAUGCAAUCCUCUCGUUGGUCACCUCGAUCGUCCUCCCACUCGUGGUACCGAAUCCGGUUCUCGAAUCUCACACUCAUCCGGUUUGGUUCCCAAACUCAAGUCUACUGCGCAAGCUUCGGAGCUUGCGGGAACGCUGCCCAGAGCUGCCGUUCUGGUGGCCGUUUGCCAGCUUCGUGUUUUUCAUCUCGAUGAUGGGCACCUACUUCGCUGGACUCACCAAGAGCGUCUUCCUGGCGACGUGGGUAGUGGCUUCGGUCGGUUUUUGCUUCGCGAUAGCCAACUGGAUUCCGAUCGCUUUGCUUGGCAUUCUCAUUCAUACUCAGCACGUCCCCGACGUCGCUCAUCGAAUUGGCACUACAGGUCGAUACGCAUCUUCUAGUCUCACAGCCGGUGCUCACCGCGAAGCAGACGACGUGACGAUGGCGCUGCUUGGUGACAGUCUUCACGAAGCGGACGGGCAAGGAAGGUCCAUGACUCGCACGCCCUCGUACGACUCUUCCUCCGACAAACGCCCACGCCCGAGGUCACGCAUCCGGAGCGACGACGACUCAGACGAAGAAGAGCUGCAGGAUGCACUCUCGUUCGGAGCGCAAAGUUUGCACGAGGAGGCCAAUAGUGACCGAGAUGCCAGCGAUGUAGAGAGGGGAGACGACCCGAUCAAAGCCGUCGAGAGCACGACACUGCACGCGGGUAGCGUGCUCGGACUACACAAUGUGGCGAUUGUCGUUCCACAAUUCCUCGUCACGGCGAUCUCCUCGCUCAUCUUUGCGAUAAUGGAACCGGACAACGGCAGCGGAAGCGACGGAGGCGGUACAGGCGAAGGAGCGGCCAAAAGCAGCGAUACUUUGGGUCUCAUCUUUCGACUUGGUGGCUUUUGCGCUCUUAUCGCGGGCAUCUUGGCGGUUCGCCUUGUGCGACGGCACGGUCCCGAGCUACGAGGUCAUUAA
Messenger RNA from Kalmanozyma brasiliensis GHG001, 1947 nucleotides. Its product is annotated as Major facilitator superfamily domain, general substrate transporter. The record is from RefSeq and is a predicted model, not a curated record. The transcript has a single exon. Gene Ontology annotation, cellular component: membrane. NCBI's taxonomy places the organism in Eukaryota, Fungi, Basidiomycota, Ustilaginomycetes, Ustilaginales. Gene Ontology annotation, biological process: transmembrane transport. Gene Ontology annotation, molecular function: sucrose:proton symporter activity. Bases 1 to 1947 code for a protein of 648 amino acids.